AGCGUAGUUUCGACAAAAUUUAACUUUGUGGAAAAAUCAUACAUUUUUCCAUAGUUUUCUACCUUUAAAACUUACCAUGAGUGUUAGUGACAACAGCGAAGACGGGCAACUGAUCAGUCCGGACGGUUUGAGUGGCGGUGAAGAGGAAACGACAGAUUCCUUGGACAUCAAGCCGCCGCAGGCUACGGCUGUCGGUUACUAUGCUAAGCGGAAGGAGAAAAAGUCCAAGCAUUCCAAGGAACAUUACCGUCAUGCGACUACCGCAGGCCGAGACCACUAUUCGGAAUCGAGACGGGAAGGUUACAGAGGGCAUCGGGAGCGGGAGCGCGAUCGUUACCAGAAAGAAGUCAGGAUGGAACGUACGCGAGAACGAGGCCACGAAAAAGAACGGUAUCACUCGUCUUCCACGGGGCAUCAUUCCAGGGAUAAUCGGUACGAGUUGAACCCAUUCUAUGGGGAGAUUCGAGAGACUUACCAGAGCAAAAAGGAGCGGGACCGGGAGUACUACGAGAAAGAACACGAAAAGCGCGAGAAGGACACAGAAAAACAGGAUCCGGUUAAGCUGCUGGAAGAUUUGAGGACGAGAUUAUUGCACAAGAAAAGCAAGUACGAUUCUUCCAAGCAGCAGGAGGAUCAGGUUCAACACGAAGGCGAAAGUAGGAAGGAGAAAAGCCACCGUCAUCAUCAUCGUCACCGCGAACGAAAGGAACGCAUCGAAACUGAAUAUGUUGAAAUCAUGGAAAGUCCGGAGCAUAAUGAGCAAGCUACAAAGGUUACACCGGAAGUUAAAGAUAAAGAGCAUGAUGAACGGAGAGCAAAACUUUUGGAGGCAGAACGUCAGAUGGCUCGCCGUAAGGAAGCUGCUAGAGAUGAAUUAGAAAGCAGACGGCUUAUGAGGCGGGAGCGUAAGGGUUCAGAUUCACCGGAUGAAAGGAAAUCGAAGAAACAAUCGCUUUUAGAAAAUGAUGAUACGAUGGAAAGUGCAGGGGAAGAAAAGACGAAAACGACAAAGAAGAAGGCUAAAAGACAUGCAAAUUCCGAUCAUUCGGACAGGGAAAUGAACUCCGAAGAGGAAGACGACGAUACCAAUUCGGACAGUUCAUCCUCAAGCAGCGGCAAUGAUGACUCUCGCGAUGUAUCUGAAGAUGAAGAGAAACCACCGGACAGUCCAUUGUCGGUGGGCGACUUAGUCAAAUCGGAUAGAAGAGACAGAAGUGAAUCACGAUCUCGAUCUGGCUCGAGGUAUCGUUCAAGAUCACGAUCGACGCGUUCUCGAUCCGGUUCCGGGUCGAGUAGAAGUCGAUCCCGUAGUCCUCGUCGUCGCCACGAAAGCAGUCGCAGUGUAUCGCCCAGGUCUGACCACGAAACUGGAGAUGGGCCAUCAAAGUCUGGAGAUAAGGUCGAGCCGAAAUCUCCACCAGUUGAGGUGGAAGAAGAGGAACGACUCCCACCAUACUUUCCGGGAAUUCAGGGGUGUCGCUCCGUGGAGGAAUUUCAAUGUCUCAAUCGAAUUGAAGAAGGCACCUACGGAGUGGUGUAUCGUGCUAAGGAUAAACGCACCGAAGAGAUUGUCGCCUUGAAACGACUCAAGAUGGAGAAGGAGAAGGAAGGCUUCCCGAUUACUUCACUAAGAGAAAUCAAUACGCUGCUCAAAGGGCAACAUCCAAACAUCGUGACAGUGCGGGAAAUCGUAGUUGGUAGUAAUAUGGAUAAAAUUUUCAUAGUAAUGGACUACGUUGAGCAUGAUUUAAAAUCACUGAUGGAAACUAUGAAGCACAAGAAGCAAGUAUUCCUCCCAGGUGAGGUCAAAUGUUUGACCCAGCAAUUGUUGCGUGCUGUAGCGCAUCUUCACGACAACUGGAUUCUUCAUCGUGAUCUAAAAACAUCUAACCUCCUACUUUCGCAUAAAGGCAUUCUCAAGGUGGGUGACUUCGGUCUCGCUAGAGAGUACGGGUCUCCCUUGAAGGCAUACACUUCGAUCGUGGUAACUUUAUGGUACCGGGCGCCAGAGCUGCUCCUCUGCUGUAAAGAAUACUCUACCCCGAUUGACAUCUGGUCUGUCGGUUGCAUUUUCGCCGAGUUCCUUGCUAUGACCGCCCUCUUCCCAGGUAAAACAGAGCUCGAUCAACUGAAUCGCAUUUUCAAAGAACUUGGCACACCGAACGAGAAAAUCUGGCCCGGCUACAACCAACUUCCUGCCGUUCAAAAGAUGACAUUCACCGAAUAUCCCGUGUCGAAUCUGCGGAAACGUUUCUCACACCAAACCAGCGAGUUGGGUAUCUCGCUUCUGCAGGGACUGCUAACCUUCGAUCCCAAACAGCGAUUAACGGCGGAAGUGGCCCUCAAGCACAGCUACUUCAAAGAACUGCCGCUUCCCAUCGAUCCGGCAAUGUUCCCGACAUGGCCGGCCAAAAGUGAGCUGGGCCUGAAGAAGGCUCUCGCUUCCAGUCCCAAGCCACCGAGUGGAGGUGGCGAAUUUAAGAAACUGGGUGAUGAUCCUGUGGCUGAAAGCUCUGGUUUUCAUUUGGGUGGAACCUACGCAGAAUCACGGCAGAUGGCCAUGGGGCCUGGGUUUAGUUUGAAAUUCUGAUAAGACGAGUAAUUUUCUGUUUUUCUUCGAGGGAUGAGACUCGUAGAUGGG
Messenger RNA from Ochlerotatus camptorhynchus, 2641 nucleotides. It is a transcript of the gene Pitslre, whose product is annotated as pitslre. The transcript is spliced from 4 exons. The record is from RefSeq and is a predicted model, not a curated record. Gene Ontology annotation, molecular function: protein serine/threonine kinase activity; ATP binding. Gene Ontology annotation, cellular component: nucleus. The coding region runs from base 77 to 2590 and encodes 837 amino acids. Gene Ontology annotation, biological process: regulation of mitotic cell cycle; protein phosphorylation. NCBI's taxonomy places the organism in Eukaryota, Metazoa, Arthropoda, Insecta, Diptera, Culicidae.